Scatophagus argus is the source of this 6357-nucleotide messenger RNA. RefSeq names its product matrin 3-like 1.1 (gene matr3l1.1). Lineage: Eukaryota; Metazoa; Chordata; Actinopteri; Scatophagidae. Gene Ontology annotation, cellular component: nucleoplasm. Gene Ontology annotation, molecular function: RNA binding; zinc ion binding. Bases 434 to 4471 code for a protein of 1345 amino acids. The transcript has 22 exons. Gene Ontology annotation, biological process: positive regulation of DNA-templated transcription; negative regulation of DNA-templated transcription. The record is from RefSeq and is a predicted model, not a curated record.
CGCUGUUGUAUCAGUGAUAACCUGUAUUUUUCUGCAAAUUUAUGUGAGGGUGCUCUUAUACUAGCCGUGAUGUAAGCAGCGUCCAGUACAGCCCGCUUGGUUAUUUUCAUUUUUGAUCAGUAUUGCUCAGAUUAAUGUAGAUACACGCUGCAGAAUCAUUAUAGCAGCUUCAGUGUUUUACAUUGAGCCUUCCUGUGCUGCUUCGGGUUUGCUGUGGGCCACAUGGUAAUAAUUAGAAAGAAUUGGAAAAUGUUCACAACCUCAUCAAGCCCACUGAUUGUCAUGUUGACAUAAGAAUGUACACUGGAGUAUCCAGGAUGCAGUGUCAUAAGCCUUUCUCUGUGAAGCUGGAUGGUGAUGACGAUCAGGACUGUCACGGUGCUUCCCUGCUUCUACAGAUUUGGAUGGUCUCGUGCUUCAUGAAAAUGAUAGCAUGUUUGGAAACGCUCCGAGCGUUUCUUCUCCCAUCAUGUCUCACAACUACCCAUAUAGACGCCUGCCGACAGACUCCGAUCUCAGGCCAGUUCCUGGACCUUUCAGCUCUGCAGACCGCCGCCACACUUCAACAGAUAAUGACUUACACAGGCCGCCUCAAGAGUCCUUCUCCUCAUCCUAUCCGUCCUCCUCCAGAAAUCAUUUGAUGCAGGACGGCACUCUAAGUAUCCUGAACAGCUGUGGUCUGGAGCCCAGCGACCUGGCCCUGCUGGCCGAGCUGCCUGAAGACGUUCUUAAUGUUGAGUCCCUGCCUCAAGUCCUCAAACAGAUCAAAGGAAAGAGGGGUACUGUUAAACCUUUCCCUCUCAAUACUCCAUCUUCUUCCUCCUCCUCCACCUCCUCUUCUUCUUCGGCUUAUCCUCGUAGCUCUGCACAUCAGCCCACUCUCAGCCCCUCCACGGGCAGCUGGGAUCAACCCUGCAGCCAGCUGCUCCAGUAUCCAAAGGGCCACUUGACACCUACUCUUCUUUCAUCUGGCCUGGACCGUUGGGGGAAUCCCAGGACCACCAGUUCUGUCAGAGGGGACCCAGAACCACCAUCAUCAUCAUCAUCAUCAUCCUACAGCUACCACAGACCAGAACCCUGGGAGUAUGGUAAGACGGACAGAGACAUCAGUCUAGUUUCCACUCAUGACUGCAACCACAGAUCAGGACUCCCCGGGUAUGGUAAGGCAGACAGAGACAUUGGUUCACUUUCUACUAAUGACUACAGCCACCGAUCAGGACCCACUGAAUAUGGUAAGACAGGCACAGUUUUGUCUCAAGACUCAGCAAGAGGAGACAGCAGAACUCGUCCUUCUCAUUUCUCUCAGCUGAGACCAGCUGAUUGUAGGUCAGUUCCUCCUUCUGAAGAGUUCCUUCUAAAACUUCGUGGGGAGCGCCGUGAUACUGAAUCCUCUCCCAUCAGGAACAGCACACAGCUAGUUGCCUCAAUACCCUCCAAGAAAGAAGCUCUGGACUUCCAUGGUACGACUCCGCCGGUGUACCCGUACUCAUGUUCUCUGUGUGCCAUCACUGUAAUGUCAGAGAGGGUGUGGCUUAAGCAUAUAAACGGUACUCAUCAUGCAGAUGGACAGCUUAGCCUCCUGCAGCGGUUUCCUAACUGGGACUGUCGCUUGGAGACGGUCAGCAGGGCUGACGACCAAUCAGACAAGUGGAAAGACAAAGGACAACCUGACCAGCAGCCUCAGACUGCCAAUCAGAACUCCAAUGUCCAGCCAGCUGGAACUCAGAAGAAGGCUUCAGAGAAAGGUAAAGUGGUGUGUGUGAGGUUUCCCGCUAAUUCUGUGGAUGAGGCAUACCUGAGGAAACUGGCCGAACCGUUUGGAAAGAUCAUCAGGAUCCUCAUGUUUCCGUCUUUAGCAUUUUUGGAGCUGGGCUCCAUUGACCAAGCCAAGGACUUGGUGAAAUUCCACGUUAACUAUCCUCCAGCGGUGAAUGGAGAACAGAUGGAGUUCAUGAUCUCCAGCACCUUUAGCUUCCUCCAGAGUUGUCAGGUGGUCAGUUUCACUCCGGCUCCAUCAGGAGAGUAUGGCCAAUCAGAUCUAAUCAGCAUUGUCAAACGCUUCGGCAGGCCACUCUACACGCUGUUCCUGCCAUCUAUGGCAUUUGUUGAGAUGAAAAAUACUCCUGAUGCUCAAAAGCUGGUGGAUUACUAUUCCUCCAACACUCUGAGGAUCAACAAUGAUGUGAUCAAAGUUUCCUUCUCUGGAGAAUACAAGACCCUCAUGCGGGUCGCUUUGGCCAAUCGAUACGAAGAGGAAACGAGGAGUUCAAGCCGAGGGAAGGAAGGCAAGGCAAUGGAGAGCAAGAAGAAAAAGAACAGUACGGACCAAGUGAAAGACAACAGAGACAGAAGAACCAGAACCAGGUCCAGGUCCAGAGAUAAAUCCUGCAGAGAUAGAAGGACAAGAUCCAAGUCCAGAGAUAAAUCUCACAGAGACAGAAGGACAAGAACCAGGUCCAGGUCCAGAGAUAAAUCUCACAGAGACAGAAGGACAAGAACCAGGUCCAGGUCCAGGUCCAGAGAUAAAUCCCGCCAGGGCGGACGCACAGGUACCAGGUCCAGGUCAAGAGAUAAAUCCAGCAGAGACAAAAGGACAAGAACCAGGUCCACAUCCAGCGAAAAGUCCAGUAGAGACAAAACAACAAGAACCAUUUCCAUGUCCAGAGAAAAGUCCAGCCAAGAGAGUAUGUCCAGGUCCAGUUCUACAGGAAAGUUGGCAAUACCAAAGAAAACGGAGCCACCUGACAAUGAGUUCAGGACCAGCCCUAAUCCAGCUCCUGUCAGAGACCUCAAACCUGAAGCUGAAGAGAGAGAAGAGACUGAGGAGGAAGAAGACUCGUCUGCAGAAGAGAGCGACAUUGAAGGGAUGGAGGUGAUCGGAGAGGAUGGAGAGAAUCUGGAGGAUGAAGAUAUGGAAACACUGGAUGAUGCGGAAAAAGAGGAGGACGGUGAGGUUGAAGACACAAUGGAGGAAACUGCUGAGAGCACAGACUCUCCUGAAGAAGACAAAGAGAAGGAGGUAAAAAAUAGAGAGGCAGAUGAUCAGGAGCAGCAGGAGGAAGAAGUAACAGGGAAGGAGGAGUUUCAGAAAGAAGAACCCUUGAAGGAAGAGCAGGAGGAACCUAAGGAGGAGGAGGAGGAGGUGGUUGAGGUGUGUGGGACAGAGAAACAGGACACUCAGCUGCAGGACGACCAGGAGGAGCCAGAUUUCCCAGUAGACUUAGAGAACUGCAUCACUCUGGAUGAACUGGAAGAAGACCAGUUUGAUGACAAAGAUGAAGCACUCCGAGACAACCGUAAAUCCAGCCGAGUUGUUUACUUCAGGAACCUCCCGUCGUGUUCCUAUCCCGACACCGAGUUCACCAAACUGGUGCAAGAUUUUGGUACAGUGGUGCGCUACUUCCACAAACCUCCGGGUUAUGGUUUCAUUGAGAUGUCGACUUCUUCAGAGGCUCAGAGAGCCGUUAAAGAGCUGACUAUUAAACCAGUGACCUUCUUUGGCUAUAAACUCACCAUCCAGAUGUCCGACAAAUACAGAACACUCCCCAACGGGUGGAAGGUUUCUCUGGACAAAGAAAAGGAGAAGAGGAGUGACUGUAGGAGUCAAGGCAGCAGUAGCGACAGAAAAAGUAGGGACGAGUCCAGCAGGAUGUCUACGAGAAGGAAGGAGUCCCCAAAGACAACUCCAGAGAAACAGUUGUCAUCUAAAAAGGAAAAAAAAAAGUCAGCACCCAAGACGGCCAGUAAAAAAUCUUCAGAAGUUGACAAACACGUAUCAGAAGAAACCUUGAGAACAACACCAGGGAUCAAGUCGGCCACUUCAGGGGAGGAGUCAGUAUCCCGAAAGACUCCGGAGCUGCAGUCGUAUGACACAGCAGGAACGAGCUCCAGAACAACAGCAGAAAAACAAACUGAAGAGAAGGAGGACGCCACUGAAAACGUGUCUGCUACUAUAAAGACUCCAGAAAAUGAGUCAUUGCCAAGUCAAGAAAAUCAGAUGUUAAAUAGAAAAGAGACUGGUGAGGAUGACUCGGCGGCUAAAAAGAAAAAGAAAGACUCAAGUGACGAGAUUCAAGUAAAACAGGAGCUGGAAAGCGCUGAAGCACCAGAAGAUGAAAAGAUGGAGAUCCAGGAGGAGGAAGGCUCAGAGGAGAUGCCUGGACCAGGACCAAAGGAUUCAGAGAGUCAGCAUAAACCACACCCUGCUGGAGAUCCUCCAAAACCACAAACUGAACAGGACUCUGAGGUCCAAACGGAGCAACAGUCUAGACCUGCAGGGGGCACUACAGAGCUGCAAAAACCAACCAAACCUGUUGGAACCGAGUUUGUUCGACCAGUUGUUGGUUACUUCUGUAACUUGUGUCAGCUGAUUUAUGCUGAUGAGGACGAAGCCAAACUGCAGCACUGCAGCAGCCUGGCACACUACAGGAAGUACCAGGAGAAGACGGGCAAAGAUCCGUGGGCGAGCUGAACAUCUGGAGGUGAAGUAAUGAAACCUGAUCAAACACCAGAGACUGAAACAAACGCGUUCAAUGUUUUUUAUUUUAUUUUAUUUUAUUAUUUACCCAGAAAUUUGAGGAAAACGUUACAAUUUUGCGUUUUAUUUCUCUUGCUUUUAAUUGUUUGAGAAUUCGCUUUUCAUAAACAAAGAAAACGAUUUGUAUUUGAGGUAACUGGUUUAUUUUGUAAAACAUUGUCAACAGAAACAUUCAGGCAUAAAACAGUUUGUUCUCGAUUAAAAUGAAAAGAGCCUUACAGAAAUAGUUUGACAGUUUAGUGUUUAGUGUUCAGCGAUCUGAUCAACAAGCUGUUUCCCUGCCUUUCCAGUCUUUAUGUUAAGCUAGGUGCUAAUCGGAGUAGCAUAAGACCAAAAUGUUGAACUAUUCCUGUAAUCCAACACUCACGUGUCCGUCUGCCCAACAUGACUGCAAGAUGAAUGAAUUAUUUUGUUUUUUUUAUAGCAAUCUGUUGAUCAUUUUGCUAUUAAACAUUUAAGAACUUUUUUUAAAGGUUAAAUGCCAAAUAUUCAUUGGUUUCCUUUAGUCUUAAUAUUUUAAAGACAACAGAGCCCUUUCAUUUUAUUGGUGUGUGUAGCAGUAAUAACCUCAAACAACCAAUAUAUCAACCGCUUCUAUGUGGACACAGAAACGUGAGUGUGAGAUUGAGACGAAAGCCUGUUUAAUUUUGCAAUUCAUUUUUCAGCUCUAACAUAGUUCAAAGACUCUUGUUUUCCCACUUGACAAGCGGCAGAGACUAAAACCCUCAACUUGUCACUGUGUCGUCGGUGUUUGACAAAAACAGUUAACUAAAGUAAAGUAAAACUCCUAUGGGGUGAUGAAAUCACCAGUUUUCACGCUGUCAUCUUCUUCCCUUUCUUCUUCUCUGCUUUGGUCUGUUCCUUUUCCAGAUAUUUCUGAAACAACAAAACCUUAGCUUACUUUCAUUUGUCUCAUCAGAUGUAUUCGAAUGCAUUACAGUUUGAUCCUGUUGCAAAGGAAAGGGACGAACCACAGCUGUUUUUUUUUUUUUUCCAGUGUGUCAUAGUGUGGACAGAGCCACGUCUCACCUGCAGCUUGUCGUAGUGCGCCUUGCUGCUGCAGUGUGUCUUCUUAGCCGUCUCUUCAUUGGAGUAAAACAGGAAGCAGACACGGCAGUAAUAACCCAUCUUCACAUGUUCAACACCUGAACAAACACACAACACUAUUAAUGACAAGUGUUUGUUUUCACUAUUUAUUUAAAGAGUGUAUUAAAUAUUGAGUUUUUUGGUUAAAAAUAAUUCACACGUCCUCCUUCUCUUCUUUCUGCAGCUGUGUGAAAUGCUCUGAAUAUUUAAACUUUUGACUGAGUUUGAUGAGGACUUCUGGUGGUGAGUCCAUGCUUAUGAGCAGAGAGUCUGUCAGUAAACUGUAUUAUAUUCUGAGCGAACACAGAAUCAUUCUGUCAAAGAGACAUCCCGUUUUCUCACCGAUCGGGUUGUUGGGGUCAUGGGGGGGCAGCGGCAGAGACGCCACACUGGGUUUGUUUUCAGCCGACGGUGGAGUCUCCAUCUGUCCGUUCUGACUGGUCGAAGUCCCCAUCUCCUCUACCUGCUCCUCCUGUUUCACCUCCUGCAGCACAAAACAGUGUCACUUCACGUUUGGUUGGCAGUAUGUCUGUCUGUCUGAAGCUAUACUAAUGUGCUAAACUAAGAAGAUGAACACUAGAAAACAUUGUAGUUAAAUGUAAAUAAAGUACAGCAAAUGAAGUUGUUUCUUUCCUUGUAAGAAGUUUGUGGCAGCAUCACUGUUCCAGCCUGUCUGCUUUGUGUUUAAAGUGUGUCAAACUCUACAAGUACAGUAAAGCGUAACCUCUACUGGC